AUGUCUAUUUUCGCCCGUCAUUUCCGGUAUGGAGUCCUCGACCCACUUCCAUCAGUCGGCCAGGUACCCAAGACAGUCGACUCCACCAUCUGCAUCGUCAGCGACAAGGUGCAAAAUUCCAACAUCGAUGCCUUAUCUGUGCAUCCUGGGCUCUCUAGAUCAGAUACCAUUGCACCACUAUUAAACGCACCCCACCUCCACCUUCUCACACAAUCCACGAUAUCUGCUAUGCACUUAGUGCUGCACGUCCUCUUUUUCUCAACGGCAUUCAAGAGCAAUGCUUGCCAAGGCACCGAUGCUCUAGAAGAAGUGCUCAAGGCAGCUGCACUUUACUGCGAGUGUGUUAUUGUUAAUCUACGGAUACCGAUUCCUGCGACGGCUGACGCGCAGAUAGGCCACGGACUUGGUGUGUACGACGAGUUCGCAACACAUGGGACGAAGAACUUGUCGAGCUAUGGAGGGCGAACAACACAGAACUUGCAAGGAAAUCAUAGAACACGACAAGCUGCAAGCGUGCUACAACAGCAUCGGUUCCUUCCUUCCGCGAUACGCAAUACACUCUCCCUCAACCACCUAGCAUUAACCGAAUUCCUCGACAGCCUCAACACCUUCCAAACUCUCCAAGCACGCAUCCAGUGCCUCUCCAGGCCUCCCACUCCUAAACUCGAGCCGCUCAUUCUGGUUCUACCCACCUCCCUCAUCGCCGCUCACGUUUCCGAGCACCUGACGCAUACUUUGUCGUUGUUGGCUUGGUACUACUGGGAGGUCAGUGUUAUGCUGGAAGCGAGAUGCGUGUUGUGGGGCGACUUGGAGGAGGUAGAUUCGGUAGAUGUGUUUUAUAACUCGGACAUGUUCGAGAAGGCGAAGACAAAGCAAAAGGCUAUUGAGGUACGCUUUUUGGGAGAGGGAAAUCGUGCUUUUUUAGAGGGUGGCGAGGGCGGAGGGGCGCGUCAAGGCGUUGUGGAGUGGGAUUUUGGGCAUUUCGGUGGAUUUGAUACCUUGGGUUGGCCAUUUGCCGCGUGUGGUGUCUGGAAGGAGUGA
Suillus subalutaceus is the source of this 1041-nucleotide messenger RNA. RefSeq lists its product as uncharacterized. The transcript is spliced from 6 exons. The coding region runs from base 1 to 1041 and encodes 346 amino acids. The record is from RefSeq and is a predicted model, not a curated record. NCBI's taxonomy places the organism in Eukaryota, Fungi, Basidiomycota, Agaricomycetes, Boletales, Suillaceae.